CGUGGCCAUUGUGAAGUUUCAGUUCGCCCACUGGCCUUCUUGCUAGCGAUUUCUUCAGUGUUUUAUCUCGCAUGGCGAGAAAUGAUAGAAACUGAAAGACAUCGAAGGGAAUUUUAACGGCCUCGAAACCAUAGGACUAGCUUACAGUGGUCAUACGAGUAUCGUAUUGAGGUAACAUAAUGAUGUGAUAUUGAGAUCAAUUUUGAAGUUUAUUCAUUUAACCGGUUAGACGAGCUGUUUUAUACUCUACAAUCUUAAAUAAUAUAACGUCUUUAGCCUAACUUAUUCAAUCCUAAGUCACGGGGUGCUAUUUGGUGGCACGAUCUUUAAAAACUUUCUCAAGAUCCAACAGAGACGCUUGACUUGUGUUUGGGAUUUCACAAUGUUACCUGACCAUGCAAGUUGACAUAACAAGCUAGAUAUUUUAAAAAUAAUCUUAGACUUUUGCGAUGAUUCAAAAAUUUCUUUUUGCCUCUUUGUAGGGCGAUAAACACUAAUAUCUCGAAAAUCAAUGUUGUUUCUCGUUGGUAGAGAAUUUACAGUUAAUAACAGCCCCCACCGGAUGAUUCGAUGUUGAAAUGUUUUUAGGGUAGUUUUAUUAUGCAUAUUAUUUCAUGUUCGGAGUUAUUAUUUAACGUUUGCGAAACGUUUAUUUUUCGCCAUAUGGGGGAUCGAUCCCUCUCUUUACAAUCUCAUCAAAUAAGGUUCUCUUUUAUUAUAAAACACUCGUAUAGCUGAAACUUUCCCUUGCUCCUAUCGAGUGGUUUGCAUUAUGUUUUUGAGGACACCGGCGAAUAAUCUACGGAGUCACAUGUCCACUGCAUUGUUUAAAACAAACACAUCACAAUGAGCCACAUGUACCUUUUCUAAAAAAGAUUUAUUCCCUCUAAUAUGGCACCACCUUCUGUUAGGGCACAGUUGAAUGAUCAGGAAAGAUAAGUGAAUUGUAGAAUGUUAUCACUCCUCAAACACGUACGUGAUCUGCACAAUAUUUUUGUUCAUCUUGUUUUAUCUCCUAUUUUUAAAUUGUUGGUGUAUUAAGUAAAGUAGAUGAAACUUCAUGUUGAAGAACUCUGAUGCAUAUGAUUUGGAAACUUUCCUCAGUGUAGAUAAAUUAAGUUUACAAAGUUAAUUUAAUACAUGUUUUGUUUGUAAUGUUUUUUUUUCCAGCAGACAUUUAAAUUUUAUUCAAUUAGGGAAGGAUCUAACAAAGCUAGUAAUUAUACACUCUUACUGAGUUAUGCAAAGUUGCUUCUUUCCUGUUGAAAUAAAUUUUGAGGUUGUCAUGUCUGAAAUAGUGCUUGUAUUGCUCAAGCAGACCUGCAAGUCCAAAUUGUAAAUUUGUUGGGAAAGUUUUGUGGUGUGGGAGGACAUGUCACAAUUAUUUUGAGAGUGCAUUUGGUUUUUUCUUCAAUUGAAUAUUAUGCAAAUUUAAGAACUAAAUAUGGCAAGUAGAUUGAAAUAUUGUUGUUUUUUAAACAUGUGAAGUUUUGUAUGGGAACAGAUGAAUGAUCAAUUAUAUUGUCAUGUUUAGUGGCAGCUGUUACAUUUGCAUUCAAAGCUUUUCCUGGAGACAUUUGGCCAAAUGGAUUAUGAGAUUAUGAUCACUAACAAAUAAUGUUAUACAUGUGAAAAUUAGGUGUGUGGAAUCUUAGUUGAGAGCAAAGAAAUUUUUAGUUAGUUUUAUUGAACUAAUUAUCCUUAUGUACAACUAAGUAGAUAUCAUUUUUCACCAUUGAUCAUGUCAUGUUGGUGGAAAUGUUAAAUGUCGAAAUUGUACUUAUGAAAUAACAUUUGGGAGGAAUAUGUGGUGAGUACAAUCUGCAUUGAAACUUCGUAUUCAAUGUGAACUUGUCUUGGCCAAAGGUAGUUUGUUUGGAUCAAGAGAUGGUUGAGGGUCAGUGUUUGGUCUAAAUUUUAUAACUAAACUCUGUGUCUUUUGUUUGAAAAUUAUGGUUUUUUCACUUUAUAUAUGUUGUUUUUUUAUUAACUUUCUUUGUUUUGUAUUUUUUUUGUUUUUGAACCCUUGAUAUUUGGUCAGUUCAAAAUAGAAUUAUGUGAACUGUGGCAGAUACGUGAUAAAAUCUCAAUGGAUUUCAUCUUUCUCUUGGAGAGUAUUUGUAGUUCUAAACAUUAUCAAAAAGUACUGUUAUGUAUCAUUUAAUACUCUGAAUAGAAGUAGAUUAUGCUCAGAUCAUUUGUGGUAAUCAAAGUUGCUAUUUCAAUCGACAGGAGACUGUUGUGUCUUUUGUAUGUUUCCUAACCUUGCAAAUUUGGGAAAAGUGUUCUCAAAAGGUAUUUUGUCUUUCUUUUGUCUUACAGAGUUGAUCUGCCUGUGGAAAGUGUAGAUCAAAGAUGGCUCGGGGUAGAAGCAGUGUUGGUAAAGACAAGGAAAAGGAGAAAGAGAAGGACAGUGACCGCCAGCCAGAUCCAAAAUAUGCUCUUUGGAUAAUUGCUGCUAUUGGUAAAGUUAAGGGACAAAAGCAACGUCCAAGUGAAGACAGAAUUGCUCACAUUCUGGAAAAUGUUUAUGGCUUAGAACAACAAGAGGCCUUGGAACAGCUAGAACUGUGUGUAAAGACAGGGAGAGUUCUGAAGGUAGUUUUUAAAAACAAAGCAUCAUACAAAGACCCUGCAAAAGUACCAGCUCACAUGCGAGGUAUUGUUGAAAAACCCACCGAUCUCCAAGGGUUCAUCAAAGAAGCUCUUGAGAAUAUUGGGGAUGAAAAUGGUUGCACGCAACAAGCAAUUCAUAAUUAUAUAGUGGACCAUCAUGCUGCGAGUUUAGAAUCCACUGGUAAUGCUCGGAUUAAAGAGUCUCUCAAGAAAGGACUUGCUUCUGGAGUUUUCAUCAAGGAAGGCAGAUAUUACAGGCUAGCAACACCACCUAAGGUAUAGGCAAACUAUAAUCUUGUGUGUUUUGAGUAUUUGUAUAUUUAAAAAAGAGACAGCAUGAAAACUUCAAAUCUUUUUGUAUGAUUUGUUGGAUUGUACUUGCAAACAAUGAAGUGAUAAUUAAAAAAAGUUUCAAAUCAAAAUAUAAAUAGCUAUUAGGAAGUGAAGAGAAUUAUUUUCACAAAAGAGAGUUUAUGGUUUACUUUGUUAUUAAAAAUGAGUGACUUUUAUGCAUAUGUUUAUUCAGCUUUUGAAUGUUUGUUUGUGAGAACACAUGGGAAAAUGUACAGUGUGAAAGUUUCUAUCAGCUUUAAGAAGAGUGGGCAUAUACAGUUGUUUGAAAAUCUGUAGUGAAUGCAAUAUUUACACCAUAUUUAAUGGUUUAACAUAUACAUGUAAUGCAUGUGGAUAUUUUGCUUGUUGUGUUAUAAUGAGUUCGCACAAUGAGCAAAAUGUCCACUCUUAUUUUAUUUUAAGCCAUUGAAUAAGAGAUUUAUUAUUCCACUACUAUUUCAUUUUUUCUAGUCAUUUGGCUUUUACAUGUAGUUUUCAAAUUACAUCCUACAUGUACAGUCUAUCUGAGCAUAGUAUUGCAUGCAUAAGGUCUGCAUGAAAAUACAAAAACAACAUUAACUAGACCACCCAAGAGUUCUAUAUAUGCUCAAAAGUUCAUUGCUUUGAUAGUCAAGCAUAAAAAAGUGAAUAAAACAAAAGGUUAGAUUUUUCAGUGGCACCAUUUUUUUGCUUUGCUUUCUGUUUGUAUUUUUGCCCUGUUCUACAGUUUUGGGCAUUCUCAUGACCUUAUUUGUUAAAAUGAUGUAGCUGUGGAAUAGUAAUUACAUGUAAUACAAUAAUCCUUGUAUAAUUAAUAAAGUCAUAUCCAAAUUUAGGAGUUAUUGGAUAUUGAUAUACUGGGAAUUUUUCUUGAAAGUAACAAGGUACAUGAAGUUAACUUAGGUUUUUCUCCGAUAAAAGCAGUUGUAUUAAAUAUGAAAGUCAUGCAAAUGGCUGCAUUGUUUUUUUAAACAUGACUUGAAUUUUUGAAGGUAAACACUGUUAAAUGUGAGAGUAAACUGUAUUUCAUGGCAUUUUCAGCCUAAGAAAAAGAAAGUUGAUGCCAGCACAUAUUGUGGCUUUUGCCUUGGAACAGCAGAACGCAAUAAAGAUGGUGUAGGAGAGGAGCUAAUCUCCUGUGCAGAUUGUGGAAACAGUGGUAAGUCUCCAUUGGAAAACCUACAUGUCUGCCCCAUUCACACUAACAAAACUAGUUUAGUCAACAAGAUUUAAUUGGAUGAAGAUGAGAAACAGAGAACUGAAAAACUGAAUUUUCAAUAGGCUUUAAAAAGUCACUAGCUUGUAUUUUCAAUGCGCUAAAUUUGAAGUCAACAAACAUCAGUUUUAGCAGUUUCCAUGAAGAAAACAAUUUUCAGCAUGUUUAAGCAUGGGAGUGAAUGGGCUACAAGAUGACUUGGUUUCUUUUAUCAUUCUUUACUGAAAAAUGUAAAAGGUUGACUCAAAAUAUAUCAUUGAUAGUUAUGUGAGUUGAGUUGUGUUUUGUUUCAAGGUCACCCAUCAUGUUUGAAGUACUCUCCUGAGCUGACAGCUCGAAUUAAACAAGAACCUUGGCAAUGCAUUGAGUGUAAAGUGUGCUUUGUAUGUCAAGAUGCUGGCAAUGCUGUAAGAAUCGAUUCUAUUCCUUCAAAUGUUACUUUGAAUUUCAAUGUAACUAUGGUUGAUCACUGAAUUUAAUUUGCACAGAUGUACAUUAUGUAAUCACACUAAUGUAGUGAGAUAAUUGUGAGCAUAGCAUAAUUUUCUAGAUAUACAUGUACUCACUGAGUUUCUCAGAUGUUGAUGCAGGAGCUUAUAAUCUAACAUGAACUCUUACUAGAAUUAUAUAUUUCCUUGUAAUGUAAGUGACAGUCUCCAAAGUCAGUCAACCAGUUAGUAGGUCAUUUGGCUCACCCUAUGUAAGGUAAAGAAUUGCCACUUUGCUAUGUACUAAAUGACAUAUUUUGCCUUCUUGUGAUCUAAUAUUUCCCAGAAUUAGUUGAUUCUGUCAAAGAUCAGCAAAAUGCUCUUAUGUUCCCCUAGCAAUAUUUGCUCCAUGUACGUACAUUUGCCUUAAUAAAGUCUCACAGUAGUCUCAAAAUUAUUGAUUUUAGAUAUGAUCUCACUGCUUUUAACAUACACCAUAUAACAGUACCUUUCAUUGGUUUUCUGGACAAUCUCUUUUCUCAUUUCAGGAUAACCUGUUGUUUUGUGAUGCAUGUGACAAAGGAUUUCAUAUGGAAUGUCUUAGUCCUCCGAUGAAAGAAACCCCCACAGGUAGUGACUCUUUAAAUCACUAAUAGGGUAUAUUCAUUUUUCUGUUUCUAUUCAAAAGUAAUCCAAAUUACCUGUUAAAUGUGUCUUAGUGGGGCAGUUAACUUUUGGUAUAAAGAUAUAAAGAUAAUCAGACCAAAUAAGUGGUUAUGUUCUUAUACAUGUCAAUCUAGGAAGUUGUUUUCGUUUUGCUUGUAGGAAGCUGGGUUUGUGCAAAAUGUAAGGUGAAAACUCCUGGCCGACGAAAGAAAGGACAAGUUGAAACACCUAUUACCAGUCCACCGCGCAGAAAAAUUCAACCUCAGGCAACAGCUGAAGUUCAAGGGUUAGUAUUUGAAACCAGCACUUAGACUUUUUAACCCUUUAACUCCCACAAGUGACCAAGACAGAAUUUCUCCUUACAAUAUCGAUGCAAUAUCAAACAGAUAAGUGAUGAGAAUUGAGAAAAAUUUCAAUUUGGGGAUAAUCAGUUGAUCCAAUACUAAAUUCUCUGAACUAACAUCAUAUGAAUUGCAUGGUUGACAUUAAGGAGAAUUUCAAAUUUGAUCUGGGAGUUAAAGGGUUUAUGUUGACAUCAGUAGACAAUGUGAUGUAUACAUGUAGCAGAAUUUUAACCCAUAAAAGUGCAAAAUAAAGAGUCCAAUUGUUUUCUUUCUCUGUGCUGAUUGCAAAUUGUUUCUAUUUGUUGAACAGAUCAAGUGUAUGCCCAACACCUGGAUGUGAUGGGUCAGGACAUGUUAAUGGACGAUUCACAUCUCACCGAAGGUACAUACAACAGAACUGUUGUUCAUUUUGUUUAUGUAAGAUUAUUUUUAAUGCCUCAGGUUGCUGUGCUCAUACAAAGUUCAUUAAUGGAACAUUCAUUCCCCUUCCCCCCCCCCCCCUCACUAGUUAUAGUUCUGUCUAUUUGUGCAUAAACAGCAUUUGUGAACACUUCCUGAAGAGGUAUUAUAUGAAUUGCUGGGUACAUCUUGUUUGAUAAGUUAUGUUGAUAAAUUUGUAUUGACAUUGGGAACAGUAAGAACAAGUACACUGUGUGGGUUAGAGCAGUGAUGUUUAACUGUUGUGGCAAAUGCCCUAGAAAGUCAAAACCCUCAUAGACCUUUCUAAACAAAAUUGACAUCUACGUCUUAUGUUAUUUUGAUAUUUUCCCCUCUCCCUAUGGCAUUAAAGCUUGCCUACCAGUAGCACUCUUCACAAAAUCAUCAAACACCAAGGCCUGUUAUGGAUAUUUUAGUUCAUGUGUAAUGGAUGUGUUUUGAGUUUCAACUUAUACCCUUUUUUUCAAGUUCUGUGCUUGAGUAAAAUUUUACAAUAACAAACACAUACUUGUAGGGAUGCCAAAGCAUUUCUAUUCAAAACACUUUUUACCCCAACAUCUGUAUACCUGCUCCCCAUACUGUGUUCUAUACAUUUCUUAUGGUGCUGACAUGGAGAACUGCUCUUUUAUCAAGAGCUUCUUUAUUUGGUGAUCCUUUUCUUUAUUCUCUUUACUUAAUGUGUGAUUUAUCACUGAUGCUGUAAGGAGAAAUUAGAUGCCAAUCACUCUUAGGUUUUAAGGGUUUAAGUAUAGGUUAGGUUACUUACUUUUAGAUUUUAUUGUGUUGCAGUCUUCCAGCUUGUCCAAUUGCAAAUGAGUCCAAAAAAUUUGACGAUGAUGCCAAAGCUGCUGAUGAAACUCCUAAGAGGAGACCUGGUAGACCUCCAGCCUCCAGUAAAUCAACACCGAUGACUCCGCUCUCCCCUAUAUCUCCAAGGAAACAGCAACAAUUACCACCAGGUCAGUCUAUUCAGAAAUUUUGGGUGAUGGUCCUUUCAACUUUGAUUGACAAUUUGACGUAGUGGAGGGGCUCUCUGUGGCUUUUAACCCUUUAACUCCCAUGAGUGACCAAGACAGAAUUUCUCCUUACAAUAUCAAUACAAUAUCAAUCAGACAGGUGAUGAGAAUGAAAAAAAUACAAGUUUGAGGAUUUUCUGGUUCAUCCAGUACCAAAUUCUCAGGAAUAGCAUUGUAAGAAUUGUGUGGCAGACAGUAAGGAGAAUUUUUAAUGAGAUCUUGAGUGUUAAAGGGUUUUAAAAAGAAUAUGUGAAUUCUACAUGUGAGCUUCUGUAGACAGGCCAUAUUGCAUCAAAUUUGUCGUGGGUGUCAAAAUGCAUUCAAGGUAUUGUCAGAGAAUGACCUUAAGUAUGUGCGUUUUAUGAAGGUUGCAUUUUUCAGUGCGCAACCUUUAAGUGUGUAUGUGUUGCCUCAAAGGUAAAUAGUGAGUGUCUCAAGAGUCUACCAAAAUUAAUGCUGCCAGUGUUUUUUAUUUGUCUAUCGGCAGGAGUAACAGAGGAAGAUCUGGCCUUGUUCAAACAGGCUCAGGAGAAAGCAAAUGCUGCCAUGAACCUUGAUACAUCCACCACCCUUGUGCCAAGUACUCGCUCACCUCCACUGAUCCAGUUUGGUCGUUACGAGAUUGUUACUUGGUAUUCUUCACCAUAUCCUCAAGAAUAUGCCAGGUAAUUUAGUACAUGUGGGUAUCUGCUGUUGAAUUACACCCUGUGCAUGUAUGUUUACUGCUUUGUUAUAGAGCAGUUUCCAUUUGUGUGUUGAAAGGAUUGCCAAAUUGUUUUUUCUAUUUGCUCCACACUGUGAUUGGUCUGGAAAUCUUGCCCCACCAUCUCAACAAUCCAAAUGCAGAACUGAGACCAAUUAUGAGUUCUCCACUUGUAUUUUUUCAUUCUUCAGGCAGUUUGCUUGGUUUUGGUUUGGGUAUUUAUUAGUUUCUCUUUACUUUUCCUUGCUCUGACUGCUGGUUGUGAUCACUUGGUUUUGUUCUCUCAGCAUUCAAUAAAAAAGAAAUACAUGUAUUUAGGACAGUCACUUGAUGUGAUAGCAGGAUGGAAAAGGGAAGGGGUAGAGGCAAGUUACACGAGACUUGCAUUUUUUGACAUGCACAUGUGCGGUUUUAUUGAAAAUGAAAUGUGAUCAGGUAUUGGAUAAAUGGAUCAGAGGAAGAUGGAUUGGACCAUAAAAUCCAGAGGUCUGAGUGUGGAAUCCAAAUAGGGAAAUGAAAUUUCUUCUUUGUCUCAUGCUCAUAACAAAUAGAUAUACCUAUCUGUUUAAUUAAGUUGUUAAAAUAUCAAUACCCCUUGUCAUGUAGCUUUUUCAUAGUUUGCUGAAAAUGUUUAUCAGAUUGAAAAGGUAUGGGCCUGUAAUAAUUGUUAACCCUUUAACUCCCAUGAGUGACCAGAACAGAAUUUCUCCUUACCAAAAUUAAUACAAUAUCAAGCAGGCAAGUGAUAAGAAUAGAGAAAAAUAUCAAUUAGGGAAUUAUCAGUUGAUCCAAUACCAAAUUCUCGGAAGUAACAUUGUAAAAAUUGAAUGGCAAACUGUGAGGAGAACUACUAGUCAUCAUCAUCAUAGGGGUUUCUUCAUGUGUGUAAUUUUUUCAUGUUUGAAGAACAUGGGCCACUUUCGUAGCCAUCAUGGAUCCACUUGUUAAAGUCAAUUUUGUUAUACUUUAAGAUCAUGGGAGUGAAAGGUUUAACGCCCCCAGAAGUCAACCAUAUUGACUAUAUUAUUCCCGGAUGAUGCCACAUUUGCUUGUAAUUUAUUCUUUUCAAAUGAUGACAUUUUCCUGUCUGUCUUGCAGGCUUCCCAAACUAUACCUGUGUGAGUUUUGUCUCAAGUACAUGAAGAGUACCAGUAUUCUUAUGCGCCACAUGGUAAUUAAAACAUGCAUGCAACGACCAUUAUUUUCAAGUUGUUAUUCUAUUUCACUGUGAGAUCAAAAAUCUUUACUUUCUUGUUUUUGUAGACAAAGUGUAAAUGGUUUCAUCCUCCAGCAAACGAAAUUUACCGCAAAGGUGAAAUCUCUGUGUUUGAGGUGGAUGGUGCAGUUAACAAGGUGAGUGCACCGAAAAACCUUUCAGAAUUUUAUCGGUCAGCUCGUUUCAUCUUUUUCAGUAUCGCUUUUUGAUUUAAAUUAUUCCUGUACUUGGACAGUUGUGUGAUCCUGCCCCUGUCGCCCGUAGUUUCUAAUUUCUUUUCUCUUGAAUAAUAUAUUUUAUUUUCUGCUUUUUUUUUAAUCUCACGGGCGGUGCCUCGCAUGGAUCCCUGUGUCCCGUUAGCACCAGCCCUUUUGGGUCCACGACUUUUUUUUCCUACUUGGCUCUCUCAAUAAUUGUUCUUGCUUUAUCUUGUAUUUUCGAUUUAUAUCGUGUAUUGUAUUAUUGUACAAGUAGUAUACGAGUCAUACCCAGUAAAGCUGUUAAAAAAAAAAAAAUACUCCGUUCCAUGUAGAUGUGCGCGACCGUGUUAAAACGAUCUCUGUUAGUAUUUGCGUCUACAUGUGCUGGUUAAAGUUUGAAAAGUUCACAUAUUUCAAAGAGCUAAACUAGCAUGGUUAAAGCAAUUGUGUAAUUGUGUUGGGAAUGAGUCGUAAUAGUACAAGAUUCUGGAUCAAAAGUUCAGGGCUUUGUCUUUUUUUUGGCAGGGAACUUAAUGUCAUAGUGUCUUAAUGCACCCAAGAAUGGUUUUACAAUUCGCCUGGUGGCUACGUACGAUGGAGCAUUAAAGAGUUGCUUCGUUUGAUUGAAACAGGGAUGCAUUCCGGCAUAAAUAGAAAUUCGUAACAUUUUAUUGACUUGAUACAACACUGAAAUCAGGUUUUUCUCCUGUUUGUAGCGGUUCCUUCCCAAGUCAACUCUUUCUGUUUCGUUCACACAGAUCUAUUGUCAGAACCUCUGCCUAUUAGCCAAGCUCUUCCUUGAUCAUAAGACGCUGUACUAUGAUGUGGAGCCAUUCCUGUUUUAUGUCCUAACGAAGAACGACAAAAAGGGCUGUCAUUUGGUAGGAUAUUUCUCAAAGGUUAGUUUUCCAAAUUGUGAGAUUAGACUUAAGUAAUGGUGACAUCUUUUAAUUUCUGUCUGAUAUCAUAAUGAGAAGCAUUUUUAAUAAAAAGAGAAAAAUGUCGCAAAACAAUGAUAUAACUUAAUGCUCAGAAAGACUUACUCAGCUAAUCUGUAAUCAUUUUCAUUUCCUCAGGAAAAGUCUUGUCAACAGAAAUACAACGUGUCAUGUAUUAUGACAAUGCCCCACUAUCAAAGACAAGGGUUUGGCCGACUGCUCAUUGACUUUAGUAAGUCCUAUUUAUUGGUCAUACAGCAGCAUUUAUUCCUCUUACUGGGUCAUAGUUUGGGUGCCUUUCUUUGCUAGACCCGGAUCGAGACGUUGGGUGUCAAGCCAAGGACGGAGAAGUCUUUUUUUAUUGAGCAAUGUACUUACAUGUAAUCCUCAUCUCCGGUACCAUACAUGUACUUCUUUGCAUGACUGGUACACUGGUACUGAGAGUUUAUACGAGGAAAAUAUGAACUCAUCCAAAAUUGUGUCAUUAAAAAUAUGUGGCAGACAUUGAGAAUUCAAGCAGAGAUUUUAGGGUUCAGCAUUGCAUAAUCUUUCCCAAAUUUCCCUGUUUUCCCAGAGAUAUUAUUUUAAAAGGUAGUGAAUUGUGUUUCUGCUGACUUUUCACUUAGGAGAGAAAUAAGUUCUUGAUAUACCCUUUGAAACAGCCAAAAUAUAUAGAUUUUCUUUUACAAAAUAAAAAUUGCCUUCACAGGUUACCUCUUGUCGAGAAUCGAAGGCCAGCCGGGCUCCCCUGAGAAGCCAUUGUCAGACCUUGGCUUGAUCAGUUAUCGUAGCUACUGGAAAAGUGUUUUACUGGAGUAUUUGCACGAUCACAAGGAAAAGCAUGUCACCAUAAGAGGUGAGUGAAGCAGGGAAUUAGUCUUGAGCUCCACGCAGUUUUCUUCUUGUGUUUGCAGGUGGAAGAAGCGACUAUCCUAUUCACAAAGUUCUCGUCACACUUUACUUAAUGCUUUAAGAAUUAAGUUAAUUUCCUACGAAAUCCAUCACUUGUAUAGUAAGACAAUAAGCGACACUCGUAACCACGAUUAGCCUUACUCCUUGAAAGAUGAGUUUUAAAGGCCAUAUUAUCAGAAGAUGUUGAGUUGUAGAAGUGUCUCGUUCAUAAAGCAGCAUCUAGCAGACAGCUUAGUUGUUUACUUGCUUGGGACAUUCAAGUUGCACAUCUAGCUUGCCAGGCUGGGGUUCGGUAAGAAUGCGACAUGUAACGCGAGUGCGAGAUGCCAGUUUAGAUCGCUCAUCUGGUUUCUACGACCAGAAGCACUGUUACAUAGGACACUUGUCGUGUAUCGUAUAUCGGAGCGACUAGUUCUCGGCAGCUUAAUGAAGAGUGCAUCCGAUUAUGAAAUAAGAAGUUCUCGGGAGAAAUGUUUGACAUCUGACUUUUCUAGGGUUUUUGUUGCUGUCUUAACUGUGUUCACUUUUGCAGGGAUCAGUAAGUCGACUGGAAUGGAUCCACACGACAUUGCUGCCACUCUUCAGAUACUUAACAUGGUGCACAAAAAGGAUGGAAAGUAAGUUUACUAAUCUGGUGAGGUCUGGUUUGACAGUGAAUCUGUGGGAAGAGACGCGUGCUUGAGCAGAUUUACGAAUUCAAGUCUUCCCGAUGCUUCUGUUUUUAUCAUUAGCAAAAAACUAUGCCUGAUCGGGUAAUGUUAUGAAAUCUCAAGUUUUUAUUUGCGACGUGCGAAAUUACGUCCAGCUUGAAGUAGAGCACAGAAUAUUAGUUCGGUGAGAUAGAAGAGGCAAUGAUAAACCAAGGGAAGGUGAGGAUGGUUUAAAGUGAAGAAGAUUCAAAGUGAUUCAGUGUGUAAGACGAACGUAAUGGGUUAAGGUUAAAUUUGUUAUGGUGCGCAAACCAUCACGCAGUUCCUUGUGGGCUUUGACUUCAGAAUUUCCGUUGCUCAGCAUUGUAAAUGAUUGAAACGUUGAUCUUGUUGACCUGCAGGUUUGUGCUAUGUGUUAACCAACGCUUGAUCAACACUCACAUGGAAAAAUUACGAAUGAGUGCUCGCAUCACCUUGGACCCUGACGCACUCAGAUGGACUCCCUUGGUGCACACUAACCUGGCGCUCGUCGAUAAAGAGAACGAAGCUGCAAACGGACAUCUCGAAGGCGGAAAGAACGGUGCAGCAGACAACAAGGAUGGCUCGGCGGACGCUGGUGAUCGGCAAGUAGACGUGCUCAACGACAGUCAUGUGGACAAAUCGAAAGAUGGAUUGGUUAUAAACGGCAUUGCUGAAUAUGAAGACGAAAGUGCCUCCGAGGAUGAUGAUGAGGGACCGAUUAUUCGGCCGAGAAAGCGCCGACGAAGUAAUACGCUUUCCGACAGCGGCUCGGAUAAAACUGAGGAGAAGGUAACUGAAGAAGCGGGAGUGUUGAAGAACGAGGAUAAAAUGAACAAGGAACUAGCUGGUUUUGACACUACAACAAGUGGAAAGCUGAACAGUGCAGAGAGCGAAAGUGGGAUCAUCAAGAAGAAAAUGAAGCUGAACGAUGAAGAGUCGAGCGCCGAAGCCAGCGACGACUCAGCUGAUAAUUCGGAUUCCGAAGAUUCCUCCUCCUCAUCGUCGUCGUCAUCUUCGUCCUCAUCUGAAGACAGUGAUAAUGGCGAACCUAUGGACCAUACCGAAGAUAACCCUUCAAGAGAAAACGAAGACACCCGCAAAUGUUCCGAAGAUGGCUCAAGCGAGUCUUCGUCCGAGAUUAACAACUCCCCGGCGGGCGUCUACUCGGGAUUUGGGAGUCAGUUGGAUAAUAGAAAUCCCUUAGAGACUUUAGCAGAUAUGGACUCUGCCUUCCCGAGAUUGUCACCAACAAGUUUCGAGUGUAAGGAGAGUAACAGGUCGGACUCUAUGGCCGUAGAUCAAGAUAUGAACCCGGUGGUUGAUUUCCCAGAUACGGAUAGCACAGCUCUUAUUAAAGAACUGUCUGAGGAAGUGUUCUCGAUCGGCGCCACGCCUUCUCUUGGAGGCCAGCAUUCUUCCGACGACGAAAUUUGAGUACGGUGUUAGCCUGGUGUGCUUUUUUGGCAGUGCAAUUCUUUUCUUUUGUAAAAAAUGCUGAUUUUCUUGAAUAAUACUAUUCUCUUUUGAAGUCCUUUUACUCUUAUAUUAAAACCCUUGUUUUCCAUUCAGGUGAAAUUAAGAUCGAUUAAUAAAACAUAUGUACAUUUAUGGAACAGUUUAAACUAAACUUUGUUAUGCUCCAUUUGAAACUUCAAGUUAUCGAUGCAAACAUAAUUAAUCUUUUAUCGUUUGUUCUCAUUUUGUAUUGAUAGUGGAAGUGUAGAAAUGACAACUUAACAAGUAAAGCGUAGUUUAAACUAGGAAGAUAAGUUUUUGUUUUUUUUUCGCAGUCAGGUGUUUUCCUUGUGCCACAUUUUCAUGUAAAUUUGUUAAGUAACGUAACGUGGUUUGGCGCAUGAUUUCUCAUUUGUAUAAAAAAGUAAAAAUUAGUAAAGUCUUUUUGGAUGAAACCUUUUGUAAUGAACGCAUUGUUGGAUGAAUAUUGUAAAUUUGGUUGAUGAGUAGUUAUUAAUAUAUCACAGAGAUUAUAUGUUGGA
Molecule: messenger RNA, 13694 nt
Organism: Pocillopora meandrina
Lineage: Eukaryota; Metazoa; Cnidaria; Anthozoa; Scleractinia; Pocilloporidae
Source: the annotation of a GenBank genome assembly